GGCGCUCCUGCUUAGUGGGAGGCACUACCGUGACAAGGGAACCGAGUGGCAGCCAUUAAUGCUCUUCCGAUUGACCGCUCAGAGUACAAAUUUCUUGAUAAACUCGAUUUCUUUCUGCGACUGGAGUCAUGGUGUCUCACUCUCUUGCCCUGCCGAUGAUCUGCUUCACCACCCUGUGGGCGCUGGUGGGGGUUGUGGCUCCCUUUUUAGUGCCCAAAGGACCUAAUCGAGGGGUGAUUGUCACCAGUUUGAUUCUCACUGCUGUCUGCUGUUACCUCUUUUGGUUAAUAGCCAUCCUGGCGCAGACCAACCCUCUGUUUGGACCUCAGCUGAAGAACGAAACCAUUUGGUACCUGACUUACUUCUGGGAGUAGACCAGGUGGCCCUCAUCAUCGCCAUCCUGAUUCUAACCUUGAUUUGAACAUGUACACACAUACACACACAAAAAAACUACAUGUAAGAUGAAGACUACUGUACAGUUGACGUUGAUUUAAAUGUUUAUCGUUAUGAAAAUUUACUUGUGCAAUGUUAGUUCCACUGGAUUGUUUACAUUUUUUAAACGUGUAUUUAUUUUGAUGUAAUGACUUCAGUGUUUUGUAACUGUUACCCCCCCAAACAUGAUGUGAGACCCCCAAAAAACCCUCCUCAUCAUCCUCGUUGUCAUGGUGAUCUGCUUGCCUGAUUCACACUAGGACGCAUGUAAGCUGGAUUUUAUCAUCUUUUCACACCACACACACACACAGGAAAAUGUACAUUCGGCUAGACAGUUGUGGGUUUGUAGAACAUUUUUAAUACAGUACACUAAACUGUAAAUUGUUUGAAUUUAAAAAUUUUCCCAUCGAAAAGAAUUGAAAUCUGUUGUAGAUGCCAUCCUAAAAAAAAGUCUAAAGGUUACAGUUUGUUGACUUGAGGUAGUAUAGAUACAAAAUGUAUAUUUUUUAACAAACGUAAAAAGAAGGCGUAUUCCGAAGGCCUCAUUUGUCAUCUUUAAUUGUCAUAAAAGUGUAAGAAUAAGUUAAAUAUUAAAAACAGUAAGACCCAAGUUUUUCCAAGGCAAAUCAAUGGACAUUUGUCGCCAUCCCAAAUCCUUUAUUUACUGUACAGGCCAGGUUUUAAAGUCACAUUUUGUUGAAUUUGCCCCCUGAUAAAUAUGUUUUAAAAAAUUUAGAAUUUAAAAAAACCAUAACAACCAUGAAAAGAAGUUACCCCCAAAAUAUAAAGCGCACCUAUGAUUAGUUAUCAUAAUAGUGUACAAAAUGUAAAAAGUUUAAAAGGUAAAAACAAUAAAACCUCAAAUUUCCCAUUAGAAAUCAUGGAAGUAGAAAUCUGUUGCCAAUUUAAGACAUUUUGUAGAUUUGAGGGAAAAUAAUAGUUUUUAAAUCAAAUUAAUUCAUUAAUGAACUUUUUUUUAACAAGCACAAAAAGAAAUUAACCCUUUGCAAAAAGAAUGAAACAAGGGUGUAGUGCAAAUGUAAUCGAACUUGGCUUUUUUCAGCAUAAAUGUCAUAAGUGUAAAAUGCAAGUUAACUAUAGACAGUAAAAAGUAAAAAAAAAAAAAAUUACCUCAAAUUUUCCCAUAGGAAAUAAAGGAAAUUGAAAUCUCUCGCCACCUUAAAACAUAUAUUCAACUGUGCAGUUCAAGUGUACACACAAUGUAAUAGUGUAGCUUAGCUUUGAUAACCACUGAUGCUAGAGUUUUACUGCAACUUCCUGUUUAUUCUUCUUCUCUUAAGAGCCCUUGUUGUCACCCCAAAAAGCCAAAGAAAAAGCAUACAGAGCUCAAGACAUCUCGUACCACCUCAGGGGAGUUGAACGUUGGAAGUUUCGCUGUAAACGGGUCAUAAUUUGCUUUUAGCAUUUUGCCUAAACUGCUAGCCACUACCACAACAAAUCACCCUUCGCCCCAUCCCAUGAACUCCUCCCCACCUCCUUUCUAGUUCUUUUUUUAAAAAAGUUUUUAUUUUUUUAUUUUCCUUAAAACCACGAUGCGUCAGCCAAAAAAAAACAAAAAAAAAAACGAAUCCAAAUCAAUAUCUAAAUACAGCUACUUUUUACAAAGACCAAAUUACGUUGUACCCUAUCUGUCCCGUUGUGGUACUGGCCUGCGCCUAAAAGACCCCAAGUCUCAAAAAGCCGCAAAAGACACAUUUUAGCGUUAAUUUUCGACAAUUCCAGGGUGGCUUCAAAGGCAAACUCCUCCACGGAGUAUGGCAACAAGUUGGUAUAACUUGCCCUAUCAAAAACUGGAAAACAUUUUUUUAAUUCUGGCCCCAAAGCCAAUAUCACUUAGUAACAUGACAUUUGGUCGACAUGGCUAUCAUAAGUAGACCCACACAAAAAAGUCUCGUGUCCAUGCCAGAAAAAAACACAGGAAGUUGGCUGAGUUUGGCUCGUUUUGAAAAUUACUUGCAAUUUGUUAAUCUUUUUGUUGGGGGGGGGGGGGGGGAAGUGUCCCCAAAGUCAGUUUUAUUUAUAACCAUAAAUUUGUUUGGCAUGUUUAUCAUGAGUAGACCCACAAAAAAGUCUGAAGAAGCUUUGCCCGAAAAGAUGCAGGAAGUCGGCCAUUUUGAUCUCAUUUUGUCAAUUUUUCCGGGGGUGCUUCAAAGGCAAGCGCCUCAGAGAUUUUGUACCAUUAAGCGGUACAGAAGAGGGACGAAAGGAUGAUACUAAAUUUCAUGGCAAUCUACUAGAGAGACGGGUGACGCUGAAUCGCGAAAAUGAUGCGUUUUCAAGUCUAAUGACUCUCCAUAAAACACAAAACUAAAGUGAACGCCACAAGGUCAAAAAAUACAAAAUAAUUCAGUCCCCACAUGACAACAUGAAAUUUGGUAGACAUGAGAAGACCCUACAAAAAAGUCUCACGAAGGCAUGCCCAAAAAGGUACAGCAAUUUUGAGUCCAACUGGCCAUUUUGGAGUCAUUUUAGCAAUGUUUCCAGGGGUGCUUUAAGGGCAAACUCGACUUCAGAUUAUGUAAGGCAACUGAGUUGAAUGAUUCACCGGAUCCCAAAAUUUCAAGUUCAGCCUCCAAAGCCAGUUGGACUUAGCAGGAUUAAAUGUGGUAGCCAGAAAUGUCUUAUGAAGCCUUGACCAAAUAAGACACAGGGACUCGGCCAUUUUGGGUCCAAUCGUUCAUUUAGGCUUGUUUUUCACGUUUGUCCUUCUAAAUACAAACUCCUAGAUUUUCUUUGUUUGUUUUUUUUUGUCCAAUCCAUUUGCUACCAAAUUUUAACCACAUAUAUUAAAUGGAUGGAUGAUGCUAAACAACGAAAAUCUUGACUUUUCAUAAUUGCUUGUGAGUGGAAAAUGGUAGCAAAGCUGGAUAACUCACCAUAAAACACUAAAGUAUCAGUAGCACUACUUUAGAAAGUGGGGGAAAAAAACAGCCCCUGACACCAGUUGGACCAGUUGACAAGAAAUUGGAUGUCCCUAUCUAGCUUAACAGGACGCACAAAAAAACUGUCAAGCACCCAUGUCUGAAAAUGCUCGGAAAGUCUGCCAUUUUGGCUUGAAGCAGCCAUUUCGAGGCGAAUACUUGGGCUCGGAUUUUGAUGAGCCCCUAUAAGAAAAUUUCCCCAAAUGAGACCCAGUCAAAAGCAGAAAUCCCAGACUGAUGUCAAAUGCUCGAUAGAAGUAGUGUACUUAAAGCAGCAGUAAUAUGCUCAUGUUUUUGGGGUUCUGGGAACUAACCAUGGAAACAUUCCGAGUUGUAGCGCGCCACAUUCCACUCGACAGCCACUAAACACUUUGGAUAACAUUCCCGCUUCCUGCUUUUAAUAUCCGCUCAUAAUCCCGUCAACGCCUGUGUGUGUGAGUGUGUGUGUGUGUGUGUGUGUGUGUGUGUGUGUGUGUGAGGGAAGAGUCGCUAUGGUAACAGCAAUGUCCAUUACAGCCCUUGUCAUUGUGACCUUGUAUUAUUAGUGCUUCUGUUAUGAGCGUGAAGAAGUGAAAAAAUAAAACAAUAACUUGUCCCAGAA
Molecule: messenger RNA, 3975 nt
Organism: Phyllopteryx taeniolatus (common seadragon)
Lineage: Eukaryota; Metazoa; Chordata; Actinopteri; Syngnathiformes; Syngnathidae
Gene: atp6v0e2
Product: ATPase H+ transporting V0 subunit e2
Exons: 4
Coding region: 129-374 (81 amino acids)
Biological process (GO): proton transmembrane transport
Cellular component (GO): proton-transporting V-type ATPase, V0 domain
Molecular function (GO): proton-transporting ATPase activity, rotational mechanism
Source: RefSeq, a predicted model, not a curated record